Messenger RNA from Vanderwaltozyma polyspora DSM 70294, 3285 nucleotides. It is a transcript of the gene CDC60, whose product is annotated as leucine--tRNA ligase CDC60. NCBI's taxonomy places the organism in Eukaryota, Fungi, Ascomycota, Saccharomycetes, Saccharomycetales, Saccharomycetaceae. Bases 1 to 3285 code for a protein of 1094 amino acids. Gene Ontology annotation, molecular function: leucine-tRNA ligase activity; ATP binding; aminoacyl-tRNA deacylase activity. The transcript has a single exon. The record is from RefSeq and is a predicted model, not a curated record. Gene Ontology annotation, biological process: leucyl-tRNA aminoacylation.
AUGACCAGUUCUACUGAAGGUAAAGGUUUAGUCCUUGAAAAUACAGGACGUAGAGAUGCUUUGAUUGCUAUUGAAAAGAAGUAUCAGAAAAUAUGGGCUGAAGAGCACCAAUUUGAAAUCGAUGCUCCAUCUAUUGAUGAUGAGCCAAUUACAAUGGAUUCUGAAGAAUUACAUGCAAAAUAUCCAAAGUUCAUGUCAUCCAUGGCUUAUCCUUAUAUGAAUGGUGUCUUGCAUGCAGGUCACUGUUUCACUUUAUCCAAAGUUGAAUUCUCUGUUGGUUUCGAAAGAAUGAAUGGUAAGAGAGCUUUGUUCCCAUUGGGUUUCCAUUGUACUGGUAUGCCAAUUUUAGCUUGUGCUGAUAAAUUGAAAAGAGAAGCUGAGUUAUUUGGUGAAGAUUAUUCUAAUGUUCCUGCUGAAGAGGCUGAAGAAGCAAAGGAGGAAGUCAAACAAGAAUCUGAAGAUGUCACUAAGUUUAAGGCUAAAAAAUCAAAGGCCCAAGCUAAGAAAGGUCGUGGUAAAUAUCAAUUUGAAAUUAUGUUACAAUUAGGUAUUCAAAGAGAGGAUAUUAUUAAAUUCGCUGAUGCUCAAUAUUGGUUGACAUACUUCCCUCCUCUAUGUCAAAAGGAUUGUUCUGCUUUAGGUAGCCGUAUUGAUUGGAGACGUUCUUUGAUCACUACCGAUGCUAACCCAUACUACGAUGCUUUCAUUAGAUGGCAAAUGAAUAAAUUAAAGGCUGCAGGUAAGAUUAAGUUUGGUGAACGUUACACUAUUUACUCAGAAAAGGAUGGUCAAGCUUGUAUGGAUCAUGAUAGACAAUCUGGUGAAGGUGUCACUCCACAAGAAUAUGUCGGUAUUAAAAUUGAUGUUCUAGAAUUCGCCCCGGAAGCUCAAAAAAUUGUCGAUGCCACUGAGGGAUUGGAUAAAUCAAAGAAGGUUCAUUUCAUUGCCGCUACUCUAAGACCAGAAACCAUGUACGGUCAAACAUGUUGUUUUGUUUCUCCAAAGAUCACUUAUGGUAUUUUCGACGCUGGUGACUCUUAUUAUAUCACUACUGAACGUGCUUUCAAGAAUAUGUCUUACCAAAAGAUUACUCCAACGAGAGGUUACUAUAAACCAAUUGCCAAUUUAGAAGGUAAGACCUUAAUUGGUACUAAGAUUCAUGCACCAAACUCCAUUCAUCCAGAAUUGAGAAUCUUACCAAUGGAAACUGUUAUUGCUAACAAGGGUACUGGUGUUGUUACUUGUGUUCCUUCUAACUCUCCAGAUGAUUACAUGACUUUAAGAGACUUGCAAAACAAACCAGAAUACUAUGGUAUUGAUCCUGAAUGGGUCAAUUAUGACAUUUUACCAAUUAUCCGUACUGAAAAAUACGGUGAUUUAAUUGCCAAAGCCAUCUGUGAAGAAAAGAAGAUUCAAUCUCCAAAAGACACAAAUGCCUUAGCUGAAGCUAAAAAAUUGGCUUAUAAAGAAGAUUACUACACCGGUGUUAUGAUCUACGGUAAAUACACUGGUGAAAAGGUUGAAGUCGCUAAAAACAAGGUGAAAGCUGAUAUGAUUGCUGAAGGUACAGCCUUUGUUUACAAUGAACCAGAAUCUCAAGUUAUUUCUCGUUCUGGUGAUGAAUGUAUCGUUUCAUUGGAAGAUCAAUGGUAUUUGGAUUAUGGUGAAGAAUCUUGGAAAUUGCAAGCAGUUGAAUGUUUGGAAAGCAUGCAAUGUUUUGCUCCAGAAGUUAAGAACGCUUUUGAAGGUGUUUUAGACUGGUUAAAGAACUGGGCCGUUUGUCGUACUUAUGGUUUAGGUACUAAGUUGCCUUGGGAUCCAAAGUAUUUAGUUGAAUCCUUAUCUGAUUCUACUAUUUACCAAUGUUUCUAUACCAUUUCCCAUUUAUUAUUCAAGGACUAUUAUGGCCAAGAAGUCGGUCCAUUGAAUAUUAAAGCAGAACAAAUGACUGAUGAAGUCUUUGACUACAUCUUCCAACAUGUAGAUGAAAUCAAAACUGAUAUUCCAUUAACUGCUUUGCAUAAAUUAAGAAGAGAAUUUGAGUACUUCUAUCCAUUAGAUGUUUCUAUCUCCGGUAAAGAUUUGAUUCCAAACCAUUUAACUUUCUUUAUUUACACUCAUGUUGCAUUAUUCCCAAAGAAAUUCUGGCCAAAGGGUAUUAGAGCCAAUGGUCAUUUGAUGUUAAACAACGCCAAGAUGUCUAAAUCUACUGGUAACUUUAUGACCUUACAACAAUUAGUCGAAAAAUUUGGUGCUGAUGCUUCUCGUAUUGCUUUAGCCGAUGCUGGUGAUUCUGUUGAAGAUGCCAAUUUUGAUGAAUCUAAUGCUAAUGCAGCAAUUUUGAGACUGUUCAAUUUGAAGGAAUGGGCUGAAGAAGUUGUCAAUGAUAUCUCCAAUUUAAGAACUGGUCCAAUUACUGGCUUCUUUGAUUUGGCAUUUGAACAUGAAAUGAACUCAAAUAUCGAAAAGACAUACGAACAAUAUCAAUUGACUAACUACAAAAAUGCUUUGAAAUAUGGUUUGUUUGAUUUCCAAGCCGCCAGAGAUUAUUAUCGUGAAUCAAGUGAAACCAUGCAUAAGGAUUUAGUUUUGCGUUAUAUUGAAACACAAGUUUUAAUGUUGGCUCCAAUUGCCCCUCACUUUGCUGAAUACAUUUAUCGUGAAGUCCUGAAGAAGGAAGGUUCAGUCCAAAAUACUAAGUUCCCUCGUGCUUCUAAGCCAAUUGACAAUGGUGUAUUAUCUGCUUUGGAAUACGUUAGAAACUUACAAAGAAGUAUCAGAGAAGCUGAAGGUCAAGGUUUGAAAAAGAAGAAGGGUAAAGACGCUGAAUUAGACUCUAGUAAGCCAGUUAGAUUGACCUUACUAGUUUCUGAAAACUUCCCAGAAUGGCAAUCUGCUUGUAUUGAAGUCAUUCGUGAAUUGUUAGAAGCUCAAUGUUUGGAUGAUAACAAGAAAGUUAGAGAAAAGGUCAAUCCAAAGGAUAUGAAGCGUGCUAUGCCAUUUAUUUCUUUGGUCAAGCAACGUUUAAUUUCUGAAUCUGCUGAUGAGGUUCUAAAUAGAGAAUUAUUAUUUGAUGAGAUUGAAACUAUCAAGGUCACAAAAUCUAAUAUUAUUAAUGCAUCCCAAGCCUUCAAGAUCGAAGAACUUCGUGUUUUGUCUUACCCUCAAGGUUCCAAGACAGGUAAGAACAUUUUCACUAAUGAAGAAGAAGAAUUGCCUAAUGCUGCUAAGAUUGUUGAAAAUGCUGUACCAGGUUCACCAGGUGUUUUAUUACAAAACAUCUAG